UUUCACACAGCACUGAACUGGGAAAACUUCUGUCUGACGUUCAUCUCAACACAUUUUCCUUCGCAUCUUCUGCUUGACAGAGACAACAGAAUGAGAUUUUACCUCAUAAUAACUUUGGCCCUGGCAACAAUAUGCCUUUUGGGGGACGGAGGACUGGGAGCCCCAACCAAAGCCAGGUAUAUGUGGGUGAAAUGCAAGCCGAAAGAUAACAAAGCAAACUGUGUAAGACAAACGGGCCCCUUGGUGCCCCUAACAGGGCAAAGCUCUCGACUUCCGCCUUCUGCUGCAAAACACAUAUUCCCUGUUAGCACAGAGGAAGCCACUCCUGAGAUGGAGGAGCAGUCAGGAGAGGGUUCAGGUAACUCAGACGCCUUCGCUCCUUUUAUUAGCAUGGAUCAGAAGUUGAUGAGAGAUGAGAGAAGUCCAGAGCAAGAAGUCAACAAGAAUGAAGAGGAGGGGUCAGCUGAGUUCAGUGGAGACUAUGCUAUACCUAAGGAAACAGAAUGGCUUUCUAAAGAGGUUUUGAAAGAAGAAAACAUUAUUGCAUAAAGGGCUACAUUAGAUCUCAUGUGCUUUUUCUUUUCUUAUUUUUUUUUUUUUUUGUACAAUGUGAAUCAUAAUGGAUGCUGCUUUGGUCACAGAUGUAAUUAAAACAUAUUCUAAAACUGUGGCAUGCUCUGCAAAAAUGUAUUGUAUUCCAGUUUGCAUUGUAACAAUCUUAACUUUUAUAUUAUUAUUUACUCUUAAUGUCCAGUGUGACCUUUGAUCCGCAUCAAAACGAUAAAUUGAUUUGGAAUGGAAAUAUUGCUACAUUAAACAGAGGCAACUUGAAUAAAGUGUUUGGAUAGCAAGAAGUAAAUUUUGUAAAAAUGCCGUAUUGUAUUUAUAAUACAUUCUGAACUUUAAAAAAAAUUACUUUUGAA
Messenger RNA from Puntigrus tetrazona (Sumatra barb), 923 nucleotides. It is a transcript of the gene srgn, whose product is annotated as serglycin. The coding region runs from base 91 to 549 and encodes 152 amino acids. NCBI's taxonomy places the organism in Eukaryota, Metazoa, Chordata, Actinopteri, Cypriniformes, Cyprinidae. The record is from RefSeq and is a predicted model, not a curated record. The transcript has 3 exons.